AUGGCCCCAAAACUCGACCCCAACGAGGAGAAAAUAAUUCAUCUCAGAGCGACUGGUGGUGAAGUCGGAGCCUCGUCUGCACUCGCCCCUAAGAUCGGUCCGCUCGGUCUCUCCCCCAAGAAGGUCGGAGAAGAUAUCGCAAAGGCCACUGGUGACUGGAAAGGUCUCCGUGUGACUGUCCGCCUCACCAUCAAGAACCGUCAAGCUGCCGUUUCCGUCGUCCCGUCUGCCUCUUCGCUCGUCAUCAAGGCGCUCAAGGAGCCACCGCGUGACCGCAAGAAGGAGAAGAACAUCAAGCACACCAAGUCCAUUCCUCUCGAUGAGAUCAUCACCAUUGGACGGACCAUGCGCCACAAGUCGAUGGCCAAGGACCUGAAGGGGACCGUCAAGGAGAUUCUCGGCACUGCUUUCUCUACCGGCUGCAAGGUCGAUGGCCGCAGCCCCAAGGACGUCAGCGACGACAUCGAGUCCGGCGAGAUCGAAAUCCCAGAAGAGUAA
Molecule: messenger RNA, 498 nt
Organism: Ramularia collo-cygni
Lineage: Eukaryota; Fungi; Ascomycota; Dothideomycetes; Mycosphaerellales; Mycosphaerellaceae
Product: 60S ribosomal protein L12
Exons: 3
Coding region: 1-498 (165 amino acids)
Biological process (GO): translation
Cellular component (GO): ribosome; cytosolic large ribosomal subunit
Molecular function (GO): structural constituent of ribosome; large ribosomal subunit rRNA binding
Source: RefSeq, a predicted model, not a curated record